Molecule: messenger RNA, 1848 nt
Organism: Kalmanozyma brasiliensis GHG001
Lineage: Eukaryota; Fungi; Basidiomycota; Ustilaginomycetes; Ustilaginales
Exons: 1
Coding region: 1-1848 (615 amino acids)
Source: RefSeq, a predicted model, not a curated record
AUGGAUCGAACCCUCGCUCGUCCAAUCAUCAACCUCGCCAUCAAUCUCGCCCUUCGUUCAACGCAUCUCGUCAGCUGGCUCACCAAGCCCCUCCGCUCUCUGCCACGCAUGUGGUUCCCCGUGCUCGUCUUCUCCGCGUCCUACCUGUUGCUCGACGCUGUUGCGGCGCUGACCCUGUCACGCCUCAUCUACAUCUGCGUGCGCAACACCUUUCGGCAGCUGUGCACCUGCUUUCGUGCCCGCCUUCAAGCGCGGCUAUCAUCACGAUCAGCAGCGCUGCACGCAAACCUUCUGCUACUGGGAAGCAACACCUGGCCGAGUGGAGAGAGUAUCGUACCCAGCACGCAGUGGAACGGUGGCGGUAUUGGCGGUACCAAUCUUCCGGACAGCGCGGCGAGCAACAGCGGGACCAGUAGGGUACUAAGACCCUUCGCGCAUCGACUAGAGAGGAUAUCAACGGCAACGAAUACGACAAGAGCAGAAGCGAACGGCGAAACAAGUCCAACAACGGCAGCGCAGAGGAGGGACUGGAUCGCAGUGACCGACCCGCAGCGUCGAAUCGAGGUGCCCGUGUACCCGGAGAUCAGCAGCCUGGUCAACGUGCUGACGUACGAAGCGCUCGAUACGCGCGUCGGGCAUCGGCUUCGCACCUUUGCUCGUUGGGCAACUCGAUUCAUUCGCAUCAACGACGACAGCUCGGAUACUCAGCUCUGUUCACCAACAGUCUCAUCUCAGGGCACAACGCCACAACUCCUCCCAACAGAGACGACGACAAUGGCACCGCUGAUCUUCCACACGCUCCCGGAGGAGCUCAUAUCACACAUCCUUCUUCUCGCCGCCUGCCCGUCUCUCUCACCGCAUGAACCGCGGUCCUCGCCCACAUCGAUCCUCCUCCUCUCCCGCCGGUAUUACAACCUCAUCCUCCCGCGUCUCUACCACUCUGUCUCGUUGCACACGCCCUCAUCCUUCCGAUCAUUCCGCGUCACGCUUGCACUGCACAAUCCAUCCCUCGGGCGCUUCGUACGCAAGCUGCAGAUCGGUUCGUCGGAAUUCGACUCAUCGGGCUACUGCCCCUCUGCGCUCGCCGACCAUGGCCCGCUCAGCGUUGGGAUCGAACAGAUGCUACUUGCCUCUCCGCGACUCGAAGAGCUCAGUCUAGACCUGUUCAGCAUGGGCGCACUGCACACGGGCACCAUCGCACGGCUCGAAAAGGGUCCCCAACCAACACGACUCUGCACAGAGCUCACCACCAUCCCGUACUUGAGUUUGCCAACAUUCGAAGAUUUGCGCGAGCUAGAGUUGCUAGUGUUCGGAAUGGACGAUGCUACUGCGAGGGAGUUGAGGGUGACACUGCCGUUGUUGGAGAGGCUGGAGUUGAGAUUGGUGACGAGGAGAAGAGGGAGUGCGUUUAGGGAUGGACAGGAUACGUGGAGCCCAACACAGCUGCCCACGUUCGAUGAGGAGGAGGAUGGAGAUGUGGACGAAGAGGUUCAGGAGGAAGAUCGGAACACAGAAGCGGACAUUAGUAGAGGGAGGGAUGACGGGGAUGUAUUUCAGCUGGAGAGCGACAUGCAGGAGUUUAUCGAGGCACUGCAUUUGCUCAGGACUUGGCCGGGAGGUGACGAGCGGAUGGGGAAAACGCUGAAGGAGAUCACAGUUUUCGCUUGGCCAAGCGCCGUGAGGAGGUUGAGAAAGACAUUUGGAGAGGUACAAGUGCGGAGGAAUGGGGACGGGGCGGUGGAGACGCCGAUUCGGAUUGAGCUAGACAGAGGUUAUCUGCUCGGUCCGAGGCGAGGAGCGCACGUCUUGUGGCGCAAAGAUCGAGCGAGGGCAGCGUGGGCGACGUGA